UAUUAUAGAGCCAAUUAGAUAUUUUAUGAAGCUAUAAUAGUGUGGGUGUGUUGGUAUGGAUGUCAGAGUGUGGUUUGUAUGUGUGUACUGAAAAUGUUGUGUGUGUGUGUGAACAGUUUGAAUGAAAAUAUAUAUAUAUUGUACUGGAAAUCACAAAUCCCACCUCAUGUAAAUAAGUCAUACAGAGUCAUAGACCCUCUCAUGCGAAAACUGAAUAAAGUCAAAAAGUUUUGAAGAGCUUUGAAGAUUUUUUUUCAUUCAAACACAUUUCUUAUUACUUGUUUGCACUUUUUCAUUUGUUAUUAUUUUUGUUCAAAGAUAAAAGGUGAGCUUGAUUUUGAUGUAGUAGUUCAGAAGCCCCUCAAAACCUUGUUUUUGUUUUCACCUCGAGAAAAUGGUGAUUGUUUUGUCUGGUAGAUUUUAGUUGAGACAGGUGCUUUCACAGCCAAACCUAUAAAUAUCAGUGGCUUGAGGGCCUUGUCAUUUCAUAGUUUGCAAGAUGAAGAGACGUUUCACAGCAAGGGAAGCUCUGGAUCUAGUUGUGGCCACCAACAGUGAGCACCCGGCUACAUGUGAAAGUGAGGAUGAAGAGUUGACUUCAGAAGAUGAAGUCAAGUUUGCAUUAGAGUCUGACUCUGAUAGCUCUUGUUCCUCUGAUGAAAGCACUGAGAGCGAGGACACAGAAGAGACUGCAGAUCUUCAGUGGAUUUCAAAAAAUGGGCAGAUUCUCUGGUCUUCCACUCACACUGAGACGCUGCGCUACAAUCCUGCCAAGGGUAUGACCCCGGGUCCCACACACUAUGCAACUGCCCGCAUCACAACUUUGCAGUCCUGCUUCGACCUCUUCAUCACCGAAGAAAUCAUUCAGCUUCUUCUGGAGAACACUAAUUUACACGGGAGGCGUUUUGUGACAGAUUGGAUUGAUUUCGAUUCCACUGACAUUCAGGCAUACAUCGGGCUGCUGAUUCUGGCUGGCGUGUACAAGUCCCGAAAUGAAUCAACAAGAAGCCUGUGGGAUGUGGAAAACGGACGUUCCAUUUUCCGAGCCACCAUGUCCCACCGUAAAUUCAAGCUCCUGAGCUCCACCCUGAGGUUCGAUGAUAGGAUGACACGACCUGCACGUUACAUGCAUGACAAGCUGGCUGCAUUUCGGACCAUCUGGGAGAAGUGGACACAUCGCCUUCCCCUGCUGUUCAACCCAGGCCAGGAUGUCUGUGUGGAUGAGCAGCUCGUCCCUUUCAAAGGCAGAUGCAGAUUUCGCCAGUACAUGCCCAGCAAGCCUGCCAAGUAUGGCAUAAAAAUUUGGGUCACCUGUGAUGUCACCACAUCCUAUGCAUGGAAGUUGCAAAUUUACACGGGGAAGUCUCCUGGAAGUCCUGCGGAGGUGAACCAAGGAAAAAGGGUCAUUCUGGAAAUGACGGAGGGGCUCCAGGGGAACACUGUGACCUGCGACAAUUUUUUCACCUCCUAUGGACUGGCGGAGGAGCUUCUAAAGAGGAAGAUGGCCCUAGUUGGCACAAUUCACAGGAACAAGCCAGAGCUUCCCCCACAGCUGCUGCAAAUAAAGCAUAGAGCACUUCUGUCCUCCCUCUUUGCUUUUACUAAGACGCACACAGCUGUGUCUUACGUACCCAAACGAGGGAAGAAUGUGCUGCUCCUUAGCACCAAGCACCGCGAGCCAGCUGUGAGCGACACUGAAAAAAAGAAGCCAGUGAUCAUUACAGACUACAACCGCUGCAAAGGAGGUGUCGACAACCUGGACAAGGAAUGUGUCAUUAUGCUUCAGUUACACACAUUUAUUCUUACUGCAAAAUGCUUUUAG
This is a messenger RNA of Carassius gibelio (silver crucian carp), 1822 nucleotides long. RefSeq names its product piggyBac transposable element-derived protein 3-like. The transcript has a single exon. The record is from RefSeq and is a predicted model, not a curated record. The coding region runs from base 500 to 1822 and encodes 440 amino acids. Lineage: Eukaryota; Metazoa; Chordata; Actinopteri; Cypriniformes; Cyprinidae.